This is a messenger RNA of Colletotrichum graminicola M1.001, 621 nucleotides long. RefSeq lists its product as uncharacterized. Gene Ontology annotation, molecular function: protein-arginine omega-N monomethyltransferase activity. The record is from RefSeq and is a predicted model, not a curated record. The coding region runs from base 1 to 621 and encodes 206 amino acids. The transcript is spliced from 5 exons. Gene Ontology annotation, biological process: peptidyl-arginine methylation. Lineage: Eukaryota; Fungi; Ascomycota; Sordariomycetes; Glomerellales; Glomerellaceae.
AUGCCAGGCAAGACCUACAUCGUCGAGCACCUCGACCCCGAGCUGGGCCCCUGGUCGGAACUCGAGUACAUCGCCAUCGCCAAAGAAACCCACGCCGCCGCCGGCACCUUCCUGUUGUCCUCCCUGCCCUCUGGCUUCGUCGCCCCGGACAAGCUGAAGCAGGUCCCGGCCUUCAAGGCCGAGGCCCGGGGUGUCGAGGAGCUUUACGCCCAGGACAAAUCCCGCGUGUGCCUGCUCGACCCCGCCGCCGCCAGCGACCUGAGCCCCGACGACGGUGAAAAAUUUGACGCCUUUCUUUUCGGCGGCAUUCUGGGCGAUGACCCCCCUCGUGACCGCACCUCCGAGUUGAGGAAGAAGGGCUUCGAAGGGAGACGCCUGGGCCCAACUCAGAUGACCACUGACACGGCCGUCCGUGUCACGAGACUCGUCGUCGAGGAGAAGACGCCCUUAGAUAAGAUCCCCUACGUUACCUACCCUGAGCUAAAGUUCAGUGCCUAUGAGAGCGCCGAGAUGCCUUUCAAGUAUGUCACGGACAAGGAUGGUCAGCCAAUCAUGCCUGAGGGUAUGGUUGAACUCAUCAAGAUGGAUGCCGAUAAGGGAAUUGAUGAUGAAUUCUUCUGA